Messenger RNA from Exophiala spinifera, 3438 nucleotides. Its product is annotated as hydroxymethylglutaryl-CoA reductase (NADPH). Lineage: Eukaryota; Fungi; Ascomycota; Eurotiomycetes; Chaetothyriales; Herpotrichiellaceae. The transcript is spliced from 3 exons. Gene Ontology annotation, molecular function: protein binding; hydroxymethylglutaryl-CoA reductase (NADPH) activity. Gene Ontology annotation, biological process: isoprenoid biosynthetic process; ergosterol biosynthetic process; coenzyme A metabolic process. Bases 1 to 3438 code for a protein of 1145 amino acids. Gene Ontology annotation, cellular component: endoplasmic reticulum membrane; peroxisomal membrane. The record is from RefSeq and is a predicted model, not a curated record.
AUGCGAGGCUCUAGUCUUCUCCCCAAACAGCUGCGCUCCCUGGGCAAAAGCGAUAGCUGGUUGAACCAAACUAUCACCUCCAAUCUCCUUGCUGCGUCGCAUGUGGCUUGCCAGCAUCCUAUCCAUACCAUCGUAGCGAUCGCUUUGUUGGCCAGCACCUCUUACAUCGGAUUACUGCAAGAGAGUCUGUUCGACAGUGGGAUAAAAUCCCUCCAACACAAUGGCCGGGUUGACGUAGAGGCUUUACUCAAAGGAAGCAGGACACUAGAACUGUCACAGAACACUGCGUGGAAGUGGCAGUUUUCGGACGACUCUGGUGUCCCGGAGGUGUCACUUGGCUCCAACCACUACGCCCUCACAACUCUUGUCUUCCCAGACUCUUCCUCUGCUCCUGAUGCUCAGUCUAUUCCUAUCCCGGUCAAUAUCACAGCCACGAAUAUUCCAACCACCUCGAACCUCCUCUCUCCGAUAUCGCACGACGCUUCCCUCGCGUUCUACACCACGUUUUCCGAUCUACCCGACUUCCUAAGGGCUGCACAAAAAUUACCGGCACAGAUUGCGCCAUCGGAUACAGACGAGCAAGCAUCAUGGAUCAUGAAAGCUGCUCGUGUGGGCAAUGGCCGAGCAACCUAUGGAACCUGGUUCCGCGAAGGUUGGACCUCGUUUGUGGAUUUGAUCAAACAUGCAGAGACACUCGACAUCAUCAUCAUGUCUCUGGGCUACCUCUCCAUGCACUUGACCUUCAUCUCACUCUUCCUGUCCAUGAAAAGACUUGGCUCCAAUGCGUGGUUGGCCGUUUCAGUUCUGUUUUCUAGCCUGUUCGCUUUUCUGUUUGGCCUGGUUACAACUACGAAGCUUGGGGUACCAAUUAAUAUGGUUCUGCUGUCCGAGGGUCUCCCCUUCCUUGUUGUGACGGUGGGCUUCGAAAAGUCCAUAAUUCUUACCAAAGCUGUUCUAUCGGCCUCUUACGACACAAAACGACGGCCGACAGCCAACGGUUCGGUUGGUGGAAGUGCUGUUGGACAAGUCGUAGCACCAAACGCCCCCAACUCGAUUCAGGAUGCCAUUCAAAUUGCCAUCAAGGAGACUGGCUUUGAGAUCGUCCGAGAUUACGCAAUCGAGAUUGCCAUUCUCGUUGCUGGUGCUGCUUCCGGUGUCCAGGGUGGCCUACGGCAAUUCUGCUUCUUAGCUGCUUGGAUUCUCUUCUAUGACUGUGUCCUUCUUUUCACCUGGUACACCACCAUUCUCUGCAUCAAACUGGAAAUUAACCGGAUCAAACGUCACGUUGCGCUCCGCAAAGCUCUUGAGGAAGAUGGCAUCAACCACCGAGUAGCCGAAAAUGUUGCCACUAAUAGCGACUGGCCGAACGGACAAUCUGGUCAGACGGGCUUCAACAUUUUCGGCCAAAAGAUUCGACCCAGCAGCGUACCAAAGUUCAAGAUCUGGAUGGUUGGUGGUUUCGUAAUCAUCAAUGUUGUAAAUCUCUGCACCAUUCCGUUCCGGACCUCAACCACCACCAACGCACCAGGAGCUGCAAUGCCUAGCGUUCUUACCCCUGCGCCUAUUGAUCCUUUCAAAGUUGCAGAGAAUGGAUUGGAUACAAUCUACGUCUCGGCAAAGAGCAGAAAGCUGGACACCUUUGUCACAGUCCUGCCCCCAAUCAAAUACGAACUUGACUAUCCCUCUGCUCAGCAAGAGGCGCAGGAUGUACUCGGCUGGUUUGAUCAAGAAUAUACCGAUCAGUUCCUGAAUGUGGUGGGCGGGCGCGUCAUCGAGGGUGUCCUCAAGAGCUUAGAAGACCCGGUCCUGAGCAAAUGGGUGCUGAUUGCUUUAACGCUCAGCUUGAUACUCAAUGGCUAUUUGUUUAAUGCUGCACGUUGGAGUCUUAAGGAGCCUCAGUCAUCAACAAGUUCGCCCUCCGGGCAACAAGUGCCGAAGCUUGAAUUGCCUCUUACUCCUAAAGUCAAACCACUGGACAUUGAUUUGCAGGCAACCUCUGGCCGCUCGAAGGAGGAGUGUGAGCAAAUGUUGAAAGACAAGAAAGCUGCAUACCUCAGCGACGAAGAACUAAUUGACCUAUCGUUGAAGGGUAAAAUCCCUGGUUAUGCCAUCGAGAAAACGCUGGAAGCACCCGAGCUUAUGACUCGUUUGGAUUCGUUUGUCCGGGCCGUCAAAGUGCGAAGGGCAGUCGUUUCACGAACAUCAGGCCCCAAAUUUGCUGCAGGAUUGGAAGUGUCAAAAUCGCCCUACAAAGACUACAACUACGAACUCGUUCACGGUGCCUGCUGUGAGAAUGUCAUCGGAUAUCUGCCUCUUCCACUGGGAGUUGCGGGACCCCUCAUCAUUGAUGGUCAGAGCUAUUUUCUCCCCAUGGCCACAACGGAAGGUGUGCUUGUUGCUUCCACCAGUCGUGGCUGCAAAGCUAUCAAUGCCGGAGGCGGUGCUUCGACCAUUGUCACGGGUGAUGGCAUGACCCGAGGGCCUUGCAUGAGUUUCCCAACCGUCUCAAGAACUGGAGAAGCUAAAAUCUGGUUGGAUUCAGAAGAGGGUCAACGCAAGAUGCGAGAAGCAUUCAACUCAACAAGUCGAUUCGCUCGUUUGCAGUCUAUGAAGUCGGCAAUCGCAGGCACAAAUUUGUUUGUCAGAUUCAAGACAACUACCGGUGAUGCUAUGGGUAUGAACAUGAUUUCAAAAGGUGUCGAAAAAGCUUUGUCUGUCAUGUCAACCGAAUGCGGGUUCGAAGAUAUGACCAUUGUUUCGUUGUCUGGAAAUUAUUGUAUCGACAAAAAAGCUUCCGCCAUCAAUUGGAUCGAUGGAAGAGGUAAGGCAGUCGUCGCGGAAGCCAUUAUUCCGGGCGAUGUGGUCAAGAAUGUGCUCAAGAGCAACGUCGAUGAUCUUGUAGAGCUGAAUGUCUCGAAGAAUUUGAUUGGCAGCGCCUUGGCAGGCAGUAUCGGAGGGAACAAUGCUCAUGCAGCCAACAUCGUGGCAGCAAUCUUCUUAGCCACAGGCCAAGAUCCUGCCCAAGUUGUUGAGAGUGCUAGCUGCAUGACGCUUAUGAAGAACAACAAUGGAAAUCUUCAGAUCAGUGUCUCAAUGCCCUGUCUGGAAGUUGGCACCAUCGGGGGGGGCACCAUCCUUGAAGCUCAGUCAUCAAUGCUCGAUCUGCUUGGAGUUCGCGGUGCCCAUCCAACAACACCCGGGGAUAAUGCUCGACAGCUCGCAAGAAUCAUCGCCGCGGCCGUCCUUGCCGGUGAACUCAGCUUGUGUGCUGCUCUGCGUGCAGGACACCUGGUGAAGGCUCACAUGGCGCAUAACAGGAGCGCCGCGCCUACCCGGACGAGCACUCCCGUCUCCGCAGCCGUGGAGCCCUUCAUCAAAGCCCAGAAUGGGCCAUAUAUUCCUCCCUCCCUGAGGAUGACUAAUGGGAGUGGCAGAUGA